AUGCAGAGCAUCCGUGAGCAGAUGACUGCUGCAGAGGCCACUAAAAAGGAUGAACAGAUCUAUCCGCUGCUGGAGGAUUCUGAUGAUAUCACAAUCCCUACUGAUUUGAUGACUGCCUGCUCACUGAAUCUGCCUCCACCCAAGAUUUCGCGUUCUGGUGGUGGCGAAAUGGCGAGCGUUGGGUGGAAACGAGCGUUGGGUAGUUAA
Molecule: messenger RNA, 207 nt
Organism: Histoplasma mississippiense
Lineage: Eukaryota; Fungi; Ascomycota; Eurotiomycetes; Onygenales; Ajellomycetaceae
Exons: 3
Coding region: 1-207 (68 amino acids)
Source: RefSeq, a predicted model, not a curated record